CCAUACCUGCUGUUCUCCGAGGCCCAGUUGGUGAACUACCUUGAGAGUGCUGUGAUGGAGCCGCUGUUUCGCCUAGGUUACACCGUCUGCACGUCUGACAACAUCGCCAACGACAAUGUGGAGGAAUUCGUUCAGCUGAAGGACACCGCCGCCAUGAAGUGGUCGGACUUCUUGAUAAGGAGA
Messenger RNA from Ostreobium quekettii, 183 nucleotides. The record is from the annotation of a GenBank genome assembly. Lineage: Eukaryota; Viridiplantae; Chlorophyta; Ulvophyceae; Bryopsidales; Ostreobiaceae.